UUGAAGAAGUGAUGUACAAACAGUAAUCGUAUCGAAGUGCGAGGUAACACCAGAUCAGUGCAUUUUAUAUUCCAAACAACAAUGAAGACAUUUCUACUUAUUGCGUUUUUGAUAACAAUAUCCUACGCCGCUGAUCGUGAAAAAUUGAAGUUAUUCUAUCAAAUCCACCAAAAAUGUCUCAAGGAACAGAAUGCACAAGAUUUUACUCCAGAAGUGGUCCGAUGUAUAUUCUACGAUCGUGAAAUAGUUGACGAUAAGGCUGUAAUUAUAAAAGAUAAACUUUUUACACAUUACGGAUAUAUAAUUUCCGAUGAGAACAAAUUAAAUCAAGCAAAAGAGAUCUUUAAUAAGUGUGACGAACAAGCAAAACGAGCGUCAGGAACUAACGAGGAGAAGCUUAUGUUAACUAUUUCAUGCACAAUGCCAAUAAAAGAUCUACUCGACAAACCCCCGCAAUGAAAA
Nylanderia fulva is the source of this 462-nucleotide messenger RNA. RefSeq lists its product as uncharacterized. Gene Ontology annotation, molecular function: odorant binding. Lineage: Eukaryota; Metazoa; Arthropoda; Insecta; Hymenoptera; Formicidae. The record is from RefSeq and is a predicted model, not a curated record.